GAUUCUUGACCGCGUUCAGCGCCAUCCAUGAGUUACUCCUCAUCAUCACCCAUUAAAGUUAUACCUGUUGUCAUCGUCCUCAUUAUCCUGCACCUCUCCCUCCUCCUCUUCCUCCCAUCGGUGUAGCCUUUUGGCCCCCAGUUCAGCUGCCAGCGACUGCGUUGAGGCGCCUGCUGUGCUCGCCAGGUCGGCCGAGCCCCGCCACGCCUCUGCAGAUGAUGUACGCCGAGCCCACGCCCCCGCAGAUGAUGCACGCCGAGUGGCCCGCGCAGCCCGUGAAGACCGCGCAGGUGUGCUCGGCCGACGCCGGCUUCUUCCAGCCCCCCGCGGGCUACGUGAUGUGCAUGCUGCCCGCGGGCCGGUUCCUGGCCGAGUUCUGCGCCCCCGCGGGCGCGCCGCCCGCCCCCGCCGGCUUCGGCGGGGCGCCGCACGGCUGCUUCGCCCCGGAGGCCCGCCUCGGGCCCAAGGAGGAGCACCUGGCCCUGGCCGGCGCCGCGCCGCCGGAGGGGCAGCGGAGCGCCGCCGCCUGCGCCGCGGAGCCGGCGCCAGAGCCCGCCGCGGAGGAGGCGCCCGCGCCCGAGGAGCUGGAGCGCCGGAAGCGGCUGCUGCGCCUGACGCCGAGCGGCGCGACGAGUGCGGCCGUGCUGCUGGCCAAGAGGAGGCAGAUCGAGCAGGCCCGGAAGGGUGACCGCGCGACGGUGGGUGCGUUGAAUCUCGCCGGCCAGAAGCAGAAUCCGAAGGCUCCGCAGCUGCGCUUCCUCAAAGAGCUCGAGGACAAGAAGAGGCAGGAGGAGCGCACGAGACGAUCCUGCACGAAGGAGUCCAGCGUGGUCUCCAGCGAGUCGACGGCAGCCCCGAUCUCGGACGAGGAAGCCGCAGACCGCGACGAGGCAGCGUGCGCGCCUCCCUCCCUGGGCUUCGCCGGCGCCCGCGCCGCGCUGCUGAGCUACCGCUGCGUGGCGCCGUGCCAGAAGCCCAGGCAGCUCCAGGGCCUCUUCGCGGACGCCGCCCGUGCCGGCCCGGAGUGCCCGAGCGCGCCCGCGCUGCGCAGGCAGUGCAGCGCCCCGGCCCCCGCCGCGCCGCCCCGUCCCGUGCUCCAGCGCCAGCGCACCGAGCCCGCCCCUUCACCGCUGUCGGCCCUGCGCAGGGACCUCGGCGAGCUCGAGACUCUGCGGCGUGACGUGAACAGCCUCCUGAACAAGGUGUGCCCCGAGAAGUUCGGGACCGUCGUGGAGAAGCUCACGGCGAUCCGGGUGGAGAGCACGGAGGCGCUGGAGAUCGUCAUCGAGCUGAUCUUCAAGAAGGCGCUGUCGGAGCCGCACUACAGCGAGACCUACGCGGACCUGGUCUUCAGCCUCCGCUCCGCGUUCCCCGAGUUCCCCGCGCCCGACGGCGGCAAGCCCAUGACGUUCAAGUCCUCCGUGCUGCACAUCUGCCAGGCCGAGUUCGAGGAGCUGCUGGCCGCGCCCGAGCCGUCGGAGAGCGAGCGGGCGGGGCGCCAGGGCGAGGACCUGGAGGCGCUGUGCCAGGAGCGCCGGGGGCGCAUGCGCGCGAACAUGCGCUUCGUGGGCCACCUCUUCCUGCGGCAGCUCUUGUCCGCGAAGGUCGUGGGCGGCAUCCUGCGCGAGCUCGUGCUGUGCGACAUGGAGGACGUGGCCCCGCAGGAGCACGCCCUCGAGUGCGCGCACGAGCUGCUGAACAGCGUCGGGCUCACGCUGGAGUCCAUGCCCUUCGGCCAGGUCGCGCUGCCGGUCGUCUUCGGGCGCCUGCGCAGCCUGAAGGCCAGGAAGGGCGCGGACGGAAAGGGGAUCUACAGCAAGAGGAUGCAGUUCAUGAUCCAGGACCUGAUCGACACGCGCGAGGCCGGUUGGACCCGGAAGGUCUUCCGCAGCAGCGCCAAGACCAUAGAGGAGAUCCGCGCCGCCGGUACGCAGCAGCAGGGCGGCGAGACGGUGCUGGUCGGGCAGAGACCGCUCUACAUGGCGGGCGAGGCCGAGCGGUUCGUCCGCACGCGCACGGCGUGAGCGCCCGGCUUUCGGCAGCGGCACCGUCGAUCAGCGCGCGUGCGCGUCGCCGCCGCCGUACAGUCUGCUGUGUAGUCCUUCACGGGAGCCUCAGAGGGUCCCAAGAAUUCCUUGCGCCACGCAUCUGAUAGGGUUGCGAAGGUCCACAGAGGCUUCCGUGAAGGCGCACCCGAGGUCCGACGGCCCUCAGGUGGGGUGCCUGCGUGCCACGCGCCGUGGGGUCUGGCAGCCCUCCCGUCCUUUGGGCCUGGGCCCCUUCAGUCUCGAGCGUGUGCGCAUGGGCUGGCACGAGAGCUACGAACGCGUGAUCAGAUCCUCACGCGUGAGGAGGCUCACUCUCUAGGCCUCCCAGGGAUCCCGCUGCAGGCGGCUUCAGUUGUCAAUUCGCCCAGCUGACUCGGGCUCUGGCACGCCGAGCGUACGUGCAGCCCCCUGAUCCCAGUCGCCUUGCUCACCUCAUUCCUCUUGCCGUCGCUCGGACGUCCGUGUCCCGUGCACGUGUCGGUCUCGUGCGCGUGCUUUUGGCUCGAUGGCCCAGGAUGCCCCUCGACGGUUCCCGCCGAGGGAAAAGUGCACACGUCCGAGCGAUGCCCGGUCCUGCUGCUCACGCGGUCGAGACGGUGAGCCAGGAGCACCUCUUGGGGCUCGGGAGGGGGCUCGGGCCCUCGAGCCGCGCCGCGGGUGUUUUGGGGGUCGGGGAGCGUCCUCGUACAUUUCGUGGUAGGACUAUAGGAAUGCCGGGACGGUCGGUCCCUGCUCAAGUAUGGUAGCACGGAGGCUGUAGUUCACGUCGAUUCAACCGCCCCGCUCGGACUUUGUCCACUUCUUCGGUGCUACGUUUUGCCCUGCGGUCUCGUCAAGAGCACCUGCACGGCAGCGACGGGAACCCCAGUCGCUCGAUCUACGAAUUGACUUGCUUCCUCGACUGCGCGCAGGAUAAUUUUGAGUCACGCCAGCUUGAAACAGGAUUCUCCGGUGCAUCUGGGCAUCAGGCGAGCCCCGCCUGGGCCCAGGGGCUGGACUCUUCUCCUCCCGCGUCCUGCCACAGCUCAUUGCUUCUCCUCCCCACCUUCCUCCUGCUCCUGUUCCUGCUCGUUUUGCCCACUCGGCUCCACGGUCCGGAUAGAUAGAGGCGGGAUGAGGGGAAGAGGGCCAGGGGAUGCGGAGGAAUGGUUUUAGGGCCGGUGGGGUCUGCAACUUUGUUAAGCCAUGAUUCGAUGGUUUGCCCUUCGUGCGUGUGAGACGACAAUGCUCGAGUCACUGGACGCCGAUCUUGCAUGACUGUUAGCCCAACCAGGAGCGGCGGGGAAGUUCCAGGAGCACGUGCAUGCAGACUUGGUGGAACUUCCCUGAACGCGUGACUCGGAGGAUGAGACAUGUCAUCAGCAUAUUUUCCGAACUCUGCGCGGAUUUCUUGGGUCCGUCGUUCGGCCUCCGUGGCGGCGGCGGCGCCUCAGGCGCUGCCCUUUGCGCGCUCCGCGCGCCAGGGAGGGGCCCCCAGCGCCGAUCCCAAAAAUCUGCGAGUGUCUUGGCAGUUUGAAGAGAGGCUGCCCACUGCCAAAGGGCUGGGCCUGGCCGGUGACACGUCCGCUAGAGGACGUCAAUCAGUCUUGCGGGCCUCAGCCUACGGGGCAAGCACCCAGAACGGAUGCUAACCGCAUAUCAAGGAAGUCGCACCGCUGUGGCACGCUGCAGCGUGCCCCCCCCCGCCGCUCCCCUCCUCACCGCUUACCGCUGCCUGCUUCCUCGCUACUCUCUGCACCAUGCCCUCGCUUCGUCACCACCCACUCUCUCUCUGAAUCUCCUCGGGAGCCAUUUAAGUCACGAUGUAGGGGCAACCUUUUUACCAUUUUUAAGAGAACAUGAAGCGUCGAUCGCUUUUCCACACGCGGGCUUGCCAAUUGUGUUCAAUCAGGUCGGGUUUUAGUUACCCGCUGGCCAGGGCCGCUUGUGUGGAGCGAGUUCUUCGCCGAGGUUGGCCCAGCCCGCCCGAGCGACAGAAGCCUGGAGGAGAGGUUCUCGAGCCUGCUCCAUUUCCACAUUGCGUGAGGGGUAGACGAUGUCGGUAACCUCCGGCCAUUCCAUUUCGGUUUAGUUCUUCGUGCAGCCUGCGUGAACCAUCCUCUCCGACCUCGUCGUCGUCGUCCUCCUCCUUCUCUUCCUUCUCCUCUUUUUUAGCCUCAUCCU
Messenger RNA from Prorocentrum cordatum, 4211 nucleotides. The record is from the annotation of a GenBank genome assembly. Lineage: Eukaryota; Dinophyceae; Prorocentrales; Prorocentraceae.